Molecule: messenger RNA, 1854 nt
Organism: Chaetura pelagica (chimney swift)
Lineage: Eukaryota; Metazoa; Chordata; Aves; Apodiformes; Apodidae
Gene: KIF17
Product: kinesin family member 17
Exons: 12
Coding region: 67-1854 (595 amino acids)
Biological process (GO): microtubule-based movement
Molecular function (GO): microtubule motor activity; ATP binding; microtubule binding
Source: RefSeq, a predicted model, not a curated record
GUCACUGAAGGCUACAAUGGCACCAUAUUUGCCUAUGGCCAGACUGGCAGUGGGAAGUCAUUCACCAUGCAGGGAAUCAUGGAGCCUUCCACACAGAAAGGCAUCAUUCCCAGGGCAUUUGAGCACAUUUUUGAGAGUGUACAGUGUGCUGAAAAUUCCAAGUUCUUGCUGAGAGCUUCCUACCUGGAGAUUUACAAUGAAGACAUACGAGACCUUCUAGGAGCUGAUACCAAGCAGAAGUUGGAGCUGAAGGAACACCCGGAGAAGGGGGUGUAUGUGAAGGGGCUGUCCCUGCACACCGUGCACAACGUGGCACAGUGUGAGCAGAUCAUGGAGAUGGGCUGGAGGAACCGAGCCGUGGGUUACACCCUGAUGAAUAAGGACUCUUCCCGCUCCCACUCCAUCUUUACUGUCAAUAUGGAAAUCAGCACUGUAGAUAAGCAAGGGCAGAACCACCUCAGGGCUGCAAAGCUCAACUUAGUGGAUCUGGCAGGAAGUGAGAGACAAUCAAAAACCGGAGCCACGAGCGAGCGGCUCAAAGAGGCCACCAAAAUCAACCUCUCCCUCUCUGCCCUGGGCAACGUCAUCUCAGCCCUGGUGGAUGGCAGGUGUAGGCAUGUCCCCUACCGAGACUCCAAGCUGACCAGGCUGCUGCAGGACUCCCUGGGAGGCAACACCAGGACACUGAUGGUAGCGUGCUUGUCCCCAGCUGACAGCAGCUACAGCGAGAGCCUCAGCACUUUGCGCUACGCUCACCGGGCAAAAAACAUCAAGAACAAACCCUGUGUCAACGAGGACCCCAAGGAUGCUCUGCUGAGGGAGUAUCAGGAGGAGAUUAAGAAGCUGAAAGCCAUUCUAGCUGGACAGAUGGGAGCAAACAACUUGUCAGCAAAAAUGAGCAGGCUGCUACCUGCUGAGACUGCUCACCUGGCAACAGAGCCAGCUCCUCUCCACAAAGCCCAGGUAGAUGUUGAAGCAGAGAAGCAGCUGAUCAGAGAAGAGUAUGAGGAGCAGCUGGCCCAGCUGAAGGCCAACUAUGAAGCGGAGCAGGCGUCCCGCGCCCGCCUCGAGGAGGACAUCAGCAGCCUGAGGAACCACUACCAUCUCAAGCUGUCUGCUCUGGAGGAGAACCUGGGGAAGGAAGCAGCUGCUACGAGGACUACUGACGAGACACCUCUGCAUGAAGACUCUGUUGCUGCAGCAGAUGAAGAACCAACGUUAGCCCAGGGCCCAGCAGCACCUUGGGCUGCCCAAGGGGCUGGUGGUGUGAGCAGGGACAGUGCUGGAGCAGAGGUGGCUGUAGCUGCUGAGGGAAUUUCAGUGCUUGCAGACCAGCAGCAGGUGCUUGCCAGGCUGCAGAUGCUGGAGCAACAGGUAGUUGGGGGAGAACAGGCAGAAAACAAGGACCUGAAGGAAAAGCAUCAACGCCGGAAGAAAUUAGCGGACGAGCGGCGGGUGCAGCUGGUGGCCGCGCUGCAGCAGGAGGACGAGGAGAGCAGCGACUGGGUUCUGCUGAAUGUCUAUGACUCCAUCCAGGAGGAGGUCCGAGCCAAGAGCAAGCUGCUGGAGAAGAUGCAGAAGAAGCUUCGGGCUGCUGAGAACGAGAUCAAGGACCUGCAGUCGGAGUUUGAGCUGGAAAAGAUCGAUUAUCUGGGCACCAUCCGCCGGCUGGAGCGAGACCUGAUGCUCUUCCAGCAGCUGCUGGAGCAGGUGCAGUCCCUGGUCCGGAGGGACUGCAACUACAGUAACAUGGAGAAGAUGAAGAGGGAAUCUGUCUGGGAUGAGGAAACUGGCUGCUGGAAAAUUCCAGAGCCCGUGAUUCAAAAAACCCACCUGCCUGCAGCCGUGACCUGA